Messenger RNA from Humulus lupulus (European hop), 1252 nucleotides. RefSeq lists its product as uncharacterized. The record is from RefSeq and is a predicted model, not a curated record. The coding region runs from base 189 to 848 and encodes 219 amino acids. NCBI's taxonomy places the organism in Eukaryota, Viridiplantae, Streptophyta, Magnoliopsida, Rosales, Cannabaceae. The transcript has 3 exons. Gene Ontology annotation, molecular function: metal ion binding.
UACUACUACUACACUACUUCUCUAUACCACAUCCCCACUCAUUCUAUCCUCAUCAACUCCCUCUUCUCUUCUCCUAACCAUUUUGCCUAAAUUACAAAAAUCUCAUCACUUUUUCUUCUUCUUCAAAAAAAAAAAAUAGUGCUGUAUUGUUAUAUCUACCCUCUCUUUCAAAACCCUACCAAAUAAUCAUGAACAUGAAAGGCAUGACCAAGAAGAAAAUGGGGGGUUUCAUGUGCCACUCUCCCGCGGCAACCGCCGUUUGCAUUACGCCUGAUUCGCGCUCGGCCAUCGUGCCAGGCCGAAGACUCGUACCGGCAGAUCGUUAUGUUACCGCCACUACUACUAGUGGUGAUCGUCACAUUAAUGGGAGAUUAUUCACCACUGCCAAGUACUCGAAACUUGUUCAUCAUCAUCAUCAACACGAUCAUCAUUCUCAAAGAAAGUUGAUCAAUAAUACAAGUACCACAAGUACUAAUUCGGCUCAUAACAAAUCAGUCGUUUUGCCUGCUUCCUUGAUCAAGGGCCCACAAAAAGCUUCAAGGAUUAAUGGUGAUCAUGAUCAUUAUCGUCAGCAAAGACCUCCCAAACCACCACAACUCAUGAUCAAUUCAGUGCCUGAUAAUGUAUUCCAGGUGGUUGUAAUGAGGGUUUCUCUUCAUUGUCAAGGAUGCGCUGGUAAACUCAAGAAACAUCUUUCUAAAAUGGAAGGAGUGACGUCGUUUAGCAUAGAGCUGGAAACGAAAAGGGUAACUGUGAUGGGACACGUGUCGCCCGUUGGAGUUUUGGAGAGCAUCUCCAAGGUUAGAAGAGCAGAGUUCUGGCCCUCUGCAUGUUCUGCUACCGAAUAGCUAUUUUAACCCUAGCUAUUUAUUAAUUAAGGUUUUUCAACUUUACCCAAAAAAUAUGGAACCUAUAUAUAUAUAUAUAAUAUUAUCCCUAUUUAUUUAUAGGAGAGAGAACUCGAACUUAUGUUAUACAUAUCUCAUAUCUCUGAUUAUCAGCUGACUCAGAAGGAAUUUUAUAUGUAGUAUAUUUUGAAGCUUUGCAUGCAUGCCCCUCUCCUUUGUUUGUAGGGCAACUGUCCCAUUGAGUUCAAUGUUAGGCCAAAUGGUCCUAUCACAAAAUAAAAGCUAGGUAGAAAAAAUUCAAAUGGGUAGGUGUGAGAGACUUUGAUAAUGUGAUGACCAACUUGAAGUUAAUUGAAGCUGUAUUGAUAGUGAUAUAUAUCAUGGGUGAAAAUGCUUGAAUUUUA